AUGGGUAAAUAUCAAGCUAUCUUUAGUGCAAUACUUAGUCGAAUGUUGGGAAGAUUGUGGGGUGAAAAAGAAGUGCGAAUACUUAUUUUAGGUUUAGACGGCGCUGGUAAAACAACAAUACUAUAUCGGCUGCAGAUUGGGGAAGUUGUGACAACUAUUCCGACUAUUGGAUUUAAUGUAGAAACUGUAACAUAUAAAAAUAUUAAAUUUCAAGGUCAAACAAGUAUAAGACCCUAUUGGCGGUGUUAUUAUGCAAACACCGAUGCUGUCAUAUACGUAGUAGAUUCUGUAGAUCGUGAUCGUAUGGGCACUUCAAAAGAGGAACUUCACGCAAUGCUUGAUGAAGAAGAAUUACGUGAUGCCGCAUUAUUAGUUUUUGCCAAUAAACAAGAUAUGGGGGGAGCGAUGACUGCAGCUCAAGUGUCAGAUGCGCUAGGUUUAGGUACAUUAAAAAAUAGACAAUGGAGUAUUUAUAAAACAAGUGCUGUAAAAGGUGAUGGUCUAACAGAAGGAUUGGAUUGGUGA
Funneliformis geosporum is the source of this 525-nucleotide messenger RNA. The record is from the annotation of a GenBank genome assembly. NCBI's taxonomy places the organism in Eukaryota, Fungi, Glomeromycota, Glomeromycetes, Glomerales, Glomeraceae.